UUUGGGGCUGCCAGUGAUCGCUGCAGCAACACAAAUUUUAUUUUUUCUUGCGUUGUGUUUCUUAGUUUGUUGUUACAUUCUGCCCAACAGCGCCGCUGGCUUACAAGCCCCUGCGGCAAAUAUUAAAACGACACAGCGUCCAGAAUUUAGUUGAACAUAAAGUUUGGGAAAACAGAGCUUGCAAUAAAUCAAUCAAUGUAACGUAUGUGUCAGUGUUUGAUCUAACACAUUUCUGCGUGUCUGCGUGCACUAAUAUCUACCUGGAUCUUAUUUUCCCGCCACUCUUUCUUUGAGGCCUCAUUAGCGAAUACAGACACUUUCUUUCCCGCAUUAAAUAUUACAAACACGUUGUGCCGAGACAGACAUCUUAUUGGAUUUGUGCUGAGUGAUGAAAGCAUGAAGUCUAAAUUUUAAUUGUAUCUUUCAUGAAAGGCUGAUAUUCGCUGAUCCCCUGCACACAUCACUCAUUGAUAAGUAGGUUGCAUGACUGAAGCUGUUGCUCUGUGUUCCCCCGUGCCAAGUUUGACACUUUAAUGAAGCUCAAAUGUGAUUGCUGCCUAUGUGUUCAUGAUGUAUUUUGUAUUAAUGAUGUGUAGCAUCAAAGCUGUCUGUUAGCUUUGCCUGGUUCAUUUUCAUAUGUCUCCUUUUAUCGAGCAGAGAUGUGUGUAUUAUCUCUAAAUUAUUCUGUUGGCAAGAACCAUAUGACUAACUUGAUAGUGACUAGGAAAAGUAAUUCUUAAAACAUAUCUAAGCAUUACUUUAGAAACACGUUUUAUGAUUACCACAUAUUAUAGUUUGUGAUAAAGGUUUGAUUAUUGAACGGUAAGCUGGUCUCCGCUGCAAACUGCUGGUAUUUCUGAAAUACACAAAAGGUGUCUUUUGGCAGUCUGUCCCAACAGAGGAUGGAUAUCGCUCCUAACUUGACAUAUUCUAUGGAAUACAGUCGUGAAGGUUGUUCAGGAAUCUAUGCCGUCCUGUGAAAGAUUAAGUACUCCCUUCUACAGGAAUUAAGAGGGUAAAUGGUAGCCAGGUGGUGCCAGUCAAAUAUGAUUAAUGGAUCAGCUGCAAGUGUGAGAAUCUCUAUAAAAGCAGAAAUUUUGGUAGUUUGCCGGUUUUGAGCAUUCAUGUCUAUGUUAACGCAAUGACACAAUCUUCAUAUGAGUGAACAUCCCAGCAAACUCACCCCAGGGUCAGACCACUCAAUUCUCUGAGAAACUGCAAAACCCCAAGAACCACAGCUCAGACUCUACAGGCCUGUUAGCUUGUUAAAUGUUGAAGGUCAUGACAGUACAGUUGGAAACACGAGACUUCAACAAUAUGGCUUUUUUGAAGGGUUGCUGGAAGAAAGCCUCUUCUUUCUUAUAUGGCAGCACAGAUUAGGGGUGUAGAGUUGCAAUCUGGACAACCACAAGACGUCUUGAACUAUGUCUUUUGGACAAAGUGGAGAUUUUGGCCAUUAUGAUUCCACGAUUAUUGGUGAAAACCAAAUGCAGUAUAUCAGCGCAGACACUUCAUACCAACUGUCAAGCAUGGUGAUGGAGGGGUGAUUUUUGCUUGUUUUGCAGAUACAGUACAUGGACAUUUGGAGUCAUUGAGUCGACCAUGAACUUCUCUGUAUACCAAAGUAUUCUACAUCUGACUUGGCUGAAAUUGGGUCAUGUAGCAGGACAAUGAUCACAAACACAGCAGUAAAUCUCUAACUGAAUGACUGAAAAAUAAAAAUAAAAAAUCAGGGUGUUGCAGUGACCUAGUGAAAGUCUAGACCUCAAACCAAUUGAAGUGUUCUGCAUAAGCAGAUGCUCACAAACUUCGAUGAACUCAAACAACUUUGUAAACACAAGCGGGCCAAAAUUCCUCUGCAACAACGUGAGAGUCUAAUAAAGUCAAACGAAAACUUAUUAAUUAGAGUUGUUGUUAUAAAGGUGCUUCUACAAGCUAUUGAAUCACUUUGUUUUCAUAGGAUGGCAAAGAGUUCUGUGAAGACUGUUUUUCAUGUGUAUGUUAAGAAAACAGGGCAUGAAGUGACAUCUACAAGUUCAAUCUUGUGAUUUACAUACCUGGAUAAUUAUGCACUUGUUGAAACAAGUGUUAUAAAUAUCAGUUACAACUUUAUACUUGCCUUCCAAAUAAUGUUUAUAGAUGACUUACAGAGUCUUUAUUACCUGCUUAAAAAGUAUGAUAAACAUUAGUUGUAACCUUACUGUAACCUUUCAGAAAAUGUUAAUAGAUGCUUUGCAGAUCAAUUUUUAGCUCACACUAUUCAUUUACCAUUUCUUAAAAUGGUAAUUAUAAAGUACUGUCAAGAAUUUACUAAUAAAACCCCAUCCUAUUGGGUUAAGCUUGUACUUUAAAUCCACCUGUACCAGUGUGUAUGGCUUUUCACAGUAAUAGAUCGUGGGUAAAUAAAAAAAAAAAAAUGGUGGUCAUUGAAAUAGACUGCCAUAUAUGUGGCGCUUUUCUAAUCAUACUGCCCACUCAAAGCGCUAUGUGCUACUAUGUGUCACAUUUAAUCAUACAUUCAUACAAUAUUUUAUUUGUCACAGUUUUAAUACUUGAUCUACGUCUCAUCCAUAGCCAGUUUGCCUAACAAGCAUGUCUUUGAACUAAGGAAGGCAAAGUAAACCCAGCAGAAAUCUACACAGAUACAGGGAAAACAUCCCAAGGUGGGAUUCAAACCAGGAACAUUUUUGGUGUGAGGCAACACGCUAAACAUCCUAAGCUUACACUUCAGUAACUACAUGUGACAAGAAAGAAGGGAACACCCAAUCCUUUGUAGACAAUGAGGAAUAAAACAGCAUUCAAUAAUCAUAGUUUACAUAUCAGUUUUGCCAUCAUGCCUCACCUUAUUUUAGCGUGUGUACCAUCCUGCUGGUGCAGGCUAAAAAACGUUUUAACUACCAGUGUUGAUUAAUGGUUAUCAAUAUUGGAUACAAAUUCUUUUUAGCAACAUGAUUUUUUUUUUUAAACUGUCAUCAUGUUAUGGAGCAUUCCUGUAAAAAAUCAACACCUCUUUGUGUUGAAGGAUAAAAUAAUAAGUUCAGUGCUUGUUCAAACGGAGAACAUAAGAUCCUUCCUUCUCACACGUAAGAGAAGCGGUGUCAGCGGCAGCAGAGUCAACACACCUAAAUUCCCACUGCAAAUAUUUACACGGAUCCAGCACUCUGCAACUUUGUCCUACCCUGAUGCAUUUUAAGACCUUGGCAUUCAUCGAAAAUAUGGAUGUGACAGGCACCUGAGGCAGCACCCGGAGAGAGAAGAUAUUACUUUUGGAGGAGCUUCAUCUUUUAAUGUAAUCAAGUAGCAUAAAGAAAAUGAGUCCUCAUAAAUGGCCAUACCAAAAUAGUUACAGAGAAAUGUAAACGCGGCAAAGUACCUUCUUUUGGAUAUCCAAAGAAGCUGUAACACUGCUUUUGUGCAAAUGUGGCGUCUUUCAGUUGUGCACUUGCUUAGAAAGCUUUCUAAGAAACAACAUGAAAGACAACAUGAAAGACUCUGUCCUUGGCCCGUGACAAGGAUAAAAGGGUCAGAAAAACCUCAGCAUCCGCCCCCCUCCCGCCCGCUCUCUGCUCUGAUAAAACCACUCAGCUCCACUCCCACAGUCUCAUCUUCACGUAACACGAUAGCUGAUCAAAAAGUGGCCUCAACCCUCACUUAUCCAGAUGUUGUGGAUUAUAGAGCUAUGUGGGAGUACUAUUAGCUGCCUAAAGAAAGAGAGAGAUCAAUGAUGAGAACGCGUGUCUUCACUACAAGGAGUGGUCCACUGCUAUCUUCCAGUGUUUCCCCUCCCCUCAGUUUUCUGUCUCCCUGUCUGUCACCUGACUUGUGAGCAGCCAUGACAAAGUCCUACGAAUUCAACUGGGAGAAGCACCUGCCUGAGUUCAUGCAGGAAGGCGCCUCUUUCGACAGGUUUGAUGAGGACCCAUACAUCUUUGAGCCCAACUGCCACAUGGAAGUGGACGAGUACGGCUUUUUCAUCACCUGGAAGAGUGAGGGAAAGGAAGGUCAGGUUCUGGAGUGUUCUCUCAUCAACAGUAUUCGCGUCGGUGCCGUCCCAAAGGACCCUAAGAUCCUGUCGUCAUUUGAGGCCACUGGAAAGACAGAAACAGACUUGGAGGGUUGCAUCAUCUGCAUCUGCAGUGGCACAGACCUGGUCAAUCUCAACUUCAUGUUCAUGGUGGCAGAGAACCCAGAGACAGCCAGGAAGUGGAUCGAGGGUUUGAGGUCAGUGAUUCACAACGUUAAGGCCAACAACGUCUGUCCAAUGACAUGCCUCAAGAAACAUUGGAUGAGAAUGUGUUUCCUUACCAACGUGAAUGGGAAGAUUCCUGUAAGAGGCAUCACUCGGACAUUUGCAUCAGGCAAAACGGAGAAGGGGAUCUUUCAGGCUCUGAAGGAUCUGGGCCUUCCUAGUGGAAAGAACGAUGAGAUUGAACCAGCAGAUUUUACCUUUGACAUUUUUUACGCGCUCACACAGAAGAUCUGCCCUCGCACAGAUAUAGAGGAGCUCUUCAAGAAAAUCAAUGGGAACAAAACUGAUUAUUUAACUGUAGACCAGUUAGUCAGCUUUCUGAAUGAAAACCAGCGCGACCCAAGGUUAAAUGAGAUUCUGUUUCCAUUCUACGACCCCAAGAGAGCCAUGCAGAUCAUCGAGAAAUACGAGAGAGACGAAGAUCUGAAGAAGAAAGGUCACAUGUCCAGUGAUGGCUUCUGCCGGUACCUAAUGUCAGAUGAAAAUGCUCCAGUGUUCCUGGACCGGCUGGAACUGUACCAAGAUAUGGACCAGCCGCUGGCCCAUUACUUCAUCAGCUCCUCCCACAACACGUACUUGACAGGCCGACAGUUUGGAGGGAAGUCCUCAGUAGAGAUGUACCGGCAGGUCCUGCUGGCUGGAUGCAGAUGUGUGGAGCUGGACUGCUGGGAUGGGAAAGGAGAGGACCAGGAACCCAUCAUUACUCAUGGCAAGGCCAUGUGCACAGAUAUCCUGUUCAAGGAUGUUAUCCAAGCCAUUAAGGAGACAGCAUUUGUCACAUCAGACUUUCCUGUUAUUUUGUCAUUUGAAAAUCACUGCAGUAAACCUCAGCAGUACAAGAUGGCCAAGUACUGCGAGGAGAUCUUCGGUGACCUGCUCCUCAAACAGCCUUUGGAGAACUAUGCGAUUGAACCUGGGCGUCCUUUACCCUCUCCAAGUGAGCUCAAGCGGAAAAUCCUCAUCAAAAACAAACGCUUGAAACCUGAAGUCGAACAGAAGCAGCUCGAGGCCUUCAAGAAACACAUGGAGGCAGGAGAGACAAACACCCCUGCUAUCAUUAUGGGAGAGGAGAAUGAAGACGACACAGAGAACGGAGAAAAAGAGGCAGAGGAUAAGGAUUUGAAUUCGGAGGCCCCCAGCAGUGUUUCUGAAGCAACCAGCGAGAAAGAAUCCAACAGUGUUUCUCAGAGUAAUGCUGUCAGCUCAAGGAAAGAUGACGAGCAAAGCAACAGUAUUAAGAAGGUACCUGAAGAUGAGGUGACAGAGAUAUCUGAAGCAACCGACGCCACAGACAUCUCUGAAGCAUCUGACCAAGACAACAACAAGAAGACUGUAGAUGUGGCAGAAGACUUAGAAGAGGCUCUGAUAGCUCAGUACACCUAUGUGGGAGCCACCACUAACAUCCACCCGUAUCUGUCAGCCAUGGUCAACUAUGCACAGCCGGUCAAGUUCCAGAGUUUUGAUGUAGCUGAAGAAAGGAAUAUCCACCAUAACAUGUCAUCUUUUAACGAGUCAGUUGGCCUGGGCUAUCUGAAGACUAAUGCCAUUGAGUUUGUGAACUACAACAAGCGUCAGAUGAGCCGUAUCUACCCCAAAGGGGGCCGGGUGGACUCCAGUAAUUACAUGCCUCAGAUCUUCUGGAACGCAGGCUGCCAGAUGGUCUCACUCAACUUCCAGACCCCAGAUCUGGCCAUGCAGCUGAACCAAGGAAAGUUUGAGUACAAUGGUUCCUGCGGGUACCUGCUGAAGCCCGACUUCAUGCGGCGGUCAGACAGGAUGUUUGACCCAUUCUCAGAGACACCGGUGGAUGGUGUCAUCGCUGCAACCUGCAGUGUACAGGUGUUCUCAGGACAGUUUCUCUCUGACAAGAAAAUCGGGACCUACGUUGAAGUCGACAUGUAUGGACUGCCAACGGACACCAUCCGGAAAGAGUUUCGCACUCGCAUGGUGAUGAACAAUGGACUGAACCCUGCCUACAACGAGGAGCCAUUCGUCUUCAGAAAGGUGAUCUUACCAGACCUGGCCGUGCUGCGCAUCGCAGUCUACGACGACAACAAUAAGCUGAUUGGGCAGCGCAUCCUGCCUCUUGACGGCCUGCAGGCUGGCUACCGCCACAUCUCUCUGAGAAACGAAGGCAACAAGCCGCUGUCGUUGCCCACCGUCUUCUGCCAAAUCAUCCUCAAGACCUACGUGCCCGACGGCUUCGGAGCUAUUGUGGAUGCUCUAUCAGACCCAAAGAAGUUUUUGACUAUAGCAGAGAAGAGAGCUGACCAGAUGAAAGCACUGGGAAUUGACACGAACGACAUAGCAGAUGUUCCCAGCGGAAGCUCAAAAAACGACAAGAAAGGGAAGGGUAAAGGUGACACCGUGAAAACCAGUGUGACACCGCAAGCCAGCUCAGACAUGGCCCAGACUUCCAACGCUGCCCAAAAUAACACGACCGAAGCCAAGAAGGAUAACGCACUCGUGCCUACUGUCAGCAUUGAUGACUUAAAGCAAAUGAAGUCGUACCUUAAAUUGAUUAAAAAGCAGCAGAAGGAGCUCAACACUCUAAAGAAGAAACACUCAAAGGAUCAAAAUACAAUGCAGAAAACUCACUGCACUCAGGUGGACAAGAUAGUGUCUCUGCACGAUAAGGAGAAGGUAACUCUGGAGAAGCUACUAGAGAAAGCCAUCAAGAAACGAGGUGAAAACAACUGCCAAGAGCUGAAGAAGGAGACAGAAGAUAAGAUUCAAACGCUAGUUGCUGAUCAUAAAACCAAGGUAAAGGACAUCACAGCACAGCACACCAAAGAGUGGUCAGAGCUAAUCAGUAGUCACAGCAGUGAGGAGCAGGAGAUGAAGGACAGCCACGUCACCCAGCAGUGUGAACACCUCAAGAAGCUCUUGGCCACUGUCCAGGAGCAGCAGACCCUGCAGCUCAAAUUCAUUCAUGAAAGGCAGAGCAAAGAGAUGCGUGCCAACCAGGCUAAGAUGUCCAUGGAAAACAGUAAAGCCAUCAGCCAGGACAAGACUAUCAAAAAUAAGGCAGAGCGAGAGAGGAGAGUGCGGGAGCUAAACAGCAGCAACACCAAGAAGUUCCUGGAUGAGAGGAAGCGGCUGGCUAUGAAGCAUCAGAAGGAGAUGGAGCAGCUACAGAAAAACCAGAGAGAGCAGCUGGAGAAACUGGAGAAGUUCAAUGAGCAGCUUUUGAAAUCACACCAUGCAAACAAACAGGUUCAAGACGAAGGACAUGCAGCAGAUGGUGAAGUUGGAGGAGGAGAUGGACCGCAGACCUGCCACAGUGGUGUGAGCGGCUGAGACUGGGAAGACACAUUCACACUUGUGCAGAAAACACUCCACAGAAAGCCCUCUACAGUCCAGAGAUGAAAACCUUCCUACAUCACUUUCUGUGUUUUAUUUAUGUUCGCUCAGACACACAGCAGCCCCGGCCCUACACCUCUUCUUUUGCUCUGUUCACUCAGCCAUGCAUCGUGUGCUCUCCAACUACUAUCUUUAUACCACUGAGCCAUUGGUGCUUAUCACCGUUUGUCAGGGGGGAUUAACCACUUAUCGAGACAGGAAACGUUACCUCAGAGAACACACAGGAAAAUACGUCGUCUCCUCUAGUGUAUCUAAAUUCUCUGUUGCCAUCACAUUGUAUGUUCUCUUCAGAUAUUAGCAGUACUUAGUACAAGCACACAUACACCAAAUUCCUCACACACACACACGCCGGCUCAUGACAGGUCACAUAAACAGGCUCUGUUCCCAAUUUGACCAUUUUUGCGAAGGAAAAAAAAAAGCAGUAUCCAAUGAACCGCUGCAGAAACAGAGGGAUGAAGAGUAUGUAUAAGAUUUAAUGUCAUUUCAGCACAAAUGAAUCAACUGUAUGAGAAAUACACUGUAUGCUACACCAGUCGUGUCCUGAGCACUUUGUAUCUGAUAGGCUGUCAAAAAAAGUUAAAAAAGAAAAAGAGAAGAAAAACUAACAAAAACACGGAACAUGUAGCGGUGCACUACUGUAGGUUUUCUGUUUUCAGUAAGAAUGUAUUUUUAAAAAAAUAAAAUUGUUGUAUUAAGAGUGGCAACACCCACCCCCCUUUCUCCCUCCAUGUUACACAAUCCUCCACCUUAUCACAAAGACAUGUUAUUGACUUUUUGAUGACUAUAAAAAGGUUUAUUGUCACGCUGAGUCAGAAUACUAUAAAGGGAUCACAGGGAAUACAUGCUAAUCCCUCAAUCAAAUUUUUUUGUUUCACUUACUUUAAUUUUAGGUACUCAUGAGAUGGUUUAAUAGCUGUGCUUCUUUUGCACUUGGAAAUUACAUUUACAUGUAUUUUACACGUUUCCAUGAGUACAGUUUAAACUGCAAUACUUUUGGUACUCUACGUACACUAUGCAAACAAGAUAAUUCCCUCAUAGCUGUAACAGUAAACGGUAUUCCACACUUGCUGUCGCCCAUUCCUCUAUCUGACUUUGGCUGGCAGCCGUCUCUUUGUCUUGUCAUUAUUACAGCAUUGUUGAAUGCUAGUGCUCCCUUUAUAGAUUCUUGACUGCACCUGAGCACCCUCAGCUUGUAAACCUCGCAGUUUCCCUGUCCUGCUCUGGCUAUAGGAGGGUGGACCGAAUAACAGAUUCGUAGAAGUCUCUGGUGUUCACUCCUGUCUACAGCAGGUUCCCUCCCUAACGAUGUUACAGAGGUGAUGUUGGAGGUGGUGGUACUGUGCCCUGAUGCCUCUGCAGAGAAUUAAAAGUGUGAUGUGCAGUACUGUUAUAAUGUAACACUAACAUUGACUAAACUGACAAAAAAGUCAUGUAAUGAUAUAAAAACAUUAAGGAUAAAGGCACCUAUGGGUAUUUUGGCCUUUUUUAAAAAGUUUUGUUUGUUUGUUUUUUUCCCCCUGUUUUAUUCUGCUGUGUUAUAUGUAAAGGGUAGAUGGGAUAUUCUUGUAUAUACUGGAAUGUAUGUAGUUUAAUUUACUUUUGGACCAGUUGUGUUCUGCCAUUUAAGGGCUUGGGGAUUGAGUGGGUCUGCUGGGUGAGGGAAAAAUGAUCAACCAUUGUUUUGUUUUUGAGUUUGUUCUUUUUCUUUUCUUGUUUUCCAGUCUGCCCUUAUACUGCACCACACAACACGAUAUAAAGCUCUCACCACAUAUCUAGUGUAGAGAUAAAUGAGUAAAAGUGCUUUUAAAUUUUAUUCCAUCGCUUUCAAAUGUGCCACUCGGUGUCUGUUAGGAUGUUUAAAUUAUUUUAUGAAUGAUAAAAUGCCAAAUUAAGGGGUUAUUUAUAUGAAAGUAUAUAUAAAUAAAUGAAUAUAUAUUAUAUAUUAGAUAAUGUGUAGUUUAAGAUGAUUAUGUUAGAAGCUUUUUUGCACUAGUUGAAUGUUUCUGUUGUGUGAUUUACAUGUAACCUUUGGCUCUCGAGUUUGUCAAAAAAGCAGAUUAUUUUUGCAGAGCAACAUCACUGAUUUCAUUUCCUCAGUUUCUACUGUAUCUCCUUUAUUUUCUAUUUGAAUUGUAGCUUGUCGACAGACAUUCUGUGCGUGUUUUUGUAUUUAUAUUGUACUGUUGAACUUAUAGCAAUGAAAAUACUGUUGUUAUCCAGCUCCUUUAAUACUGUUUUAUAGUAUGUGUCUCAAUAAAUCCAGGUGUAAAAUGGGACAUAA
This is a messenger RNA of Haplochromis burtoni (Burton's mouthbrooder), 9893 nucleotides long. RefSeq names its product 1-phosphatidylinositol 4,5-bisphosphate phosphodiesterase beta-4. Bases 3833 to 7549 code for a protein of 1238 amino acids. The transcript has 39 exons. The record is from RefSeq and is a predicted model, not a curated record. Gene Ontology annotation, molecular function: phosphatidylinositol-4,5-bisphosphate phospholipase C activity; calcium ion binding. Gene Ontology annotation, biological process: phosphatidylinositol-mediated signaling; lipid metabolic process. Lineage: Eukaryota; Metazoa; Chordata; Actinopteri; Cichliformes; Cichlidae.